Dendroctonus ponderosae (mountain pine beetle) is the source of this 2238-nucleotide messenger RNA. RefSeq names its product DNA-binding protein D-ETS-3 (gene Ets65A). NCBI's taxonomy places the organism in Eukaryota, Metazoa, Arthropoda, Insecta, Coleoptera, Curculionidae. Gene Ontology annotation, cellular component: nucleus. Gene Ontology annotation, molecular function: sequence-specific DNA binding; DNA-binding transcription factor activity, RNA polymerase II-specific. Gene Ontology annotation, biological process: cell differentiation; regulation of transcription by RNA polymerase II. The record is from RefSeq and is a predicted model, not a curated record.
CGACCAAAUCGGCUCGGGCCUUCUCAAGUCGACAAGCUGAUUUUUCUAGUGAUAAUAAUAAUGCGUGUGCGCCGUUUCACGACGUGCAUACCGGAAAAACCGACGACGAAAAGUGGAAAAAACAAGUGAUUUCCGUGCCUCGUUGUAAGGGAAUGUGAUUGCAGGAGGCGAAACAAUGAGACGAAAGUGCAGCGUACGCCGCAAAAUGUACGAGAGUUCCUGCUCCUAUCAGGGGGCCUUGGAGCUGAAACGGACGACUACCAGCGCCUGCCCUUUAGGCAUUAAAACUGAAGAGUUCAGUCCGGCCAGCGAUUGGCCAGCUUACCGUUUUUGCAACCCCAGCACCUUCGAGCAACUGAAACAGAGCGUCGAGAAGGCCAAGGCAGCGUUGCAGGACAGAACCACGUUCUUUGGCAAUGCCAGUGCGUUUAGUGACUUGUACAACGUUUCGUCCAGCGGGCGCGGCCAUCAGGAAAAUCUGCAGGAUGGCAGCAGGUUGCGCGACGCCAACGAAGUGGACAUCAAGAGAGGCUUGGCUCUGGAUAAAUCCCUGCAUUCGCAAGUGAGCACACCCAAAUCGUACAACACGCUCUCGGAAACGCUAAGUAGGACCAAAUGUGAUACAUCGUACAAAGGAUCAUGGACUUCACAUCCAGUUUCACAGUCGCAAGAUCCAUAUCAAAUGUUCGGACCGACCAGCAGUCGUUUAGCGAGUUCAGGGUCAGGUCAGAUACAGCUAUGGCAGUUCUUGCUGGAAUUGCUCAGCGACUCUUCGAACGCCGCCUGCAUAACUUGGGAGGGCACAAAUGGAGAGUUCAAGCUGACCGAUCCUGAUGAGGUGGCGCGCCGUUGGGGCGAGCGCAAAUCAAAACCGAACAUGAACUACGACAAGCUCAGUAGAGCAUUGAGGUAUUACUACGACAAAAACAUCAUGACCAAAGUGCACGGGAAACGCUACGCCUACAAGUUCGACUUUCAAGGGCUAGCGGCUGCUACGCAGCCAGCUUCCAGCGAUCCAAGCAGCUACAAGUACCAGAGCGAGUUCUUCAUGAGCUCGUACCACCACAGCGCCAAAUUGGGCGGAUUUAUGGGCCCGCAUGCCACCAUUCCCAGUUCGGCCGCGUCGAUUUUUCCGUCGCCAGGAUCGUAUUGGAACAGUCCCAGCGCCAACUUGUACUCGAACAUAGCGGCCAGUACCCAUUCGAUUGGGCACCAUGCCGCCCCGCAUUUGGGGGCGCCACCGUUGGGCAGUUAUCCGCAUUACGCAUGACCGACUCCGGGGCCUGCCUCCACCACAGCCGAAUGGAGCCGGAAACUGACGAUUUGAACUGGUCGGGUUCAUUCUCAUUGGUUUAAUAGCGGCGUAAUGCCGUGUUGCGCAAUAACCCCCUUGUUUGCCCAUACGUGGUGAUUCUGGAUGUGUUUGCCCUCGUCACAAUCGACUCAUGGACUCAUUUGAAACACUCUGUAUAAAGUGCUGGUAUGGAAUCCCAUCCAAAAGCACCUGGGCGCCGGGGGGGUAAGUAUAGAACAGCAAUUCACACAAGUUUUUUCUAAAGAAUAAUCGUGCAAUUUGGACGAAUUGUUGUAAAUAGUGGUAGUAAAUUUGAAAUGUGUAAAGAGGACUAACACAAGCCGUCUGGCGGACUCUGUGAUAAACAUUUUACGUAUUUUGAAUGUGACUGUUCGACUGUCCACAGGGUUUUUCGGUGAUUUUGCCCCUGAAAUCCCGUGGACAGUGGAGCAUAUGUUGCAGUACUUUGCAGGCUAAUGUGGAACUCUUCAGUCCACGGAUUUGCCCAGUUUAUGUUCCUUUCGAUGAAUUUUCUUUACGCUUGUACAUACAUGAAUAUCUGAACCGUUGUUGUAAAUAUUGCGUUAUUGAUAGUCUAUAAACCCGCUGUAAUAUAUGAGAAACUUUUUGGGAAAAACCUCAGAGGCAGACAGGAAAUUUAAUCAAAACAAUGUUUUAUCCUACUCACUCACUCCCAAACCCUUCAACUACUAAAGGACAAACAUGUCGUCAAUCCAGCCUACUUAGACUGUCAAGGGCAAAAGAACUGUCGUUACCACAUAAAUAUCAUAGAAAGUAUUAUAGUCGAAACUAGUCAUAGCCAGUACUAAACCUGAAUGUUAGUAGUAAGACGCAUAGAAUAGUCAGGGUUAUCAGAUGGCAAUGUAGUCAUAAAAAUAUAAAUGUUACUGUAUUUAUUAUAUAAAAAUAUAGUUGAAAAUGCC